This is a messenger RNA of Cydia splendana, 3253 nucleotides long. It is a transcript of the gene su(r), whose product is annotated as dihydropyrimidine dehydrogenase [NADP(+)]. Gene Ontology annotation, biological process: 'de novo' pyrimidine nucleobase biosynthetic process; uracil catabolic process; thymine catabolic process. The coding region runs from base 130 to 3216 and encodes 1028 amino acids. The record is from RefSeq and is a predicted model, not a curated record. NCBI's taxonomy places the organism in Eukaryota, Metazoa, Arthropoda, Insecta, Lepidoptera, Tortricidae. The transcript has 23 exons. Gene Ontology annotation, cellular component: cytoplasm; cytosol. Gene Ontology annotation, molecular function: iron-sulfur cluster binding; uracil binding; NADP binding.
GCGAAAUGUGCGAUCAGUCGUAACUGAGGCGCUGCCAGUGAGUAGUCCUCUACGAUAAAAUUGGAUUUCGGAAUUUACGCGUUUUGAAAAUAGUUUUUAUUCGGUUGCAAUAAAGUGCAGUUUGGCAUCAUGGCGAAAUUAUUGAGCAGAGAACUGCCGGACAUCGAGAACCUGCUGCGACUCAACCCUACGGUAAAACCGUACACCAACCUCGUGCCUUCCGCGCAGACCAAGAAGAACAAGCAACACUGGAAGAGAAAUGCCGACCGGAAAUGCACCACCUGUCCGACCCUGGAAAAGAACUUCGACGACAUCAAGCACACGACGCUGUCGGAACGGGGUGCGCUGAAGGAAGCCGCCCGCUGCCUUAAGUGCGCCGAUGCACCUUGUCAGAAGAGCUGUCCUACACAGAUAGACGUCAAGAGCUUUAUCUCCAGCAUUGCUACUAAGAACUACUAUGGCGCCGCUAAAGCCAUCCUGUCGGAUAACCCGCUCGGUCUUACUUGCGGGAUGGUGUGCCCCACCAGCGACUUGUGCGUGGGCGGUUGCAACCUCCACGCGAGCGAGGAGGGCGCCAUCAAUAUCGGAGGGCUGCAGCACUUUGCUGUCGAUAUCUUCAUGAAGAUGGGCAUCCUGCAAACCCUGGACCCGAACACCAAGCUGCUGCCCCGCGGCGGCGACCAAAAGAUCGCACUCGUCGGAGGUGGCCCGGCCAGCAUCAGCUGCGCCUGCUUUCUGGCGAGGCUGGGCUAUAAGAACCUCACAGUUUACGAGAAGGAGGCGUAUUUGGGUGGUCUGAGUUCUGCUGAAAUCCCGCAAUACCGUCUUGGCUAUGAUGUGGUUCAGUUCGAAGUGGAUCUGGUGAAGAGCCUCGGAGUCAAGUUCGAGACCGGCAGAAAGCUUUCUACCAACGACAUCACAGUCGAGGGUCUCCUCAAAGACGGCCACAAGGCCGUGUUCCUUGGCAUCGGGCUGCCGGAGCCGACCACCGUGCCCAUCUUCAAGGGCCUCACUCCCGAUAUGGGCUUUUACACUAGCAAAAGCUUUUUGCCUCUUGUGUCUAAAGGCAGCAAGAAAGGAAUGUGCGCCUGCAAGUCCGCUUUGCCCGAGCUGCACGGGAACGUGAUAGUUCUCGGCGCCGGCGACACGGCCUUCGACUGCGCCACGUCGGCGCUGCGCUGCGGCGCGCGUCGCGUCUAUGUGGUGUUCAGGAAAGGAUUUGGGAACAUUCGUGCCGUUCCAGAGGAGGUUGACUUGGCUAAAGAAGAGAAAUGCGAAUUCGUCCCAUUCAUGUCACCACAAGAAGUUAUCGUCAAGGACGGGAAGGUGGCUGGUCUAAAAUUCUGUCGCACCGAGCAACUAGAUAAUGGCGAUUGGAUCGAGGAUCACGAGCAAGUUCUGCAGCUGAAGGCCAGCUUCAUUAUUUCAGCCUUCGGCUCCGGAUUGUAUGAUAGUAAUGUAAAAGAAGCCAUGUCCGGCGUCAAGCUGAACCGAUGGGGUCUUCCAGAAGUGAACAGCUCGACCAUGCAGAGCGUCAGCAACCCUCAUGUGUUCGUGGGUGGAGAUUUGGCUGGUGUGGCUGAGACCACAGUGGAGUCGGUGAACGACGGCAAGACUGCGGCGUGGUACAUACACUGCUAUCUCCAGGGCAUUCCAUUCGACUCCCCAGUGGAGCUGCCUAAAUUCCACUGCCCCAUCGAUGAUGUGGACCUAUCAGUGGAAGUCUGCGGCAUCAAGUUCCCUAACCCCUUCGGGUUGGCCAGCGCACCCCCCACCACCAGCUCAGCCAUGAUACGGCGCGCCUUCCAACAGGGCUGGGGCUUCGUGGUAACCAAGACCUUCGGGUUGGAUAAGGAUCUAGUAACCAACGUGUCACCCAGAAUCGUGCGAGGAGUAACAUCAGGCGAGAACUACGGCCCAGGACAAGGCUGCUUCCUUAACAUAGAGCUGAUCUCCGAGAAGUGUGAAGCCUACUGGUGCCAGAGCAUCCGCGAGCUGAAGCGGGAUUUUCCCGAUAAAGUGAUCAUCGCAUCGAUAAUGUGUUCGUACAACGAAGCAGACUGGACGGAGCUGGCUCAGAAGGCCGAGGCAGCAGGGUCUGAUGCACUGGAACUUAAUCUUUCAUGCCCGCACGGUAUGGGCGAAUCCGGCAUGGGGCUUGCUUGCGGACAGGACCCGGUCCUAGUGAAGGGCAUAUCGCAAUGGGUGAAGAAAGCCGUCAAGAUCCCGGUGUUCAUCAAACUGACGCCGAACAUAACGGACAUCGUUAGCAUAGCCAUGGCGGCGUAUGAAGGUGGCGCUGAUGGCGUGUCUGCAAUCAACACAGUGUCUGGCCUCAUGUCUGUGAAGGCCGACGCCACUCCUUGGCCGGCAGUCGGACGCGAGAAGCACACAACAUACGGCGGCGUAUCCGGCAACGCCACACGCCCUAUGGGUCUGCGCGCCGUGUCGGCCAUCGGCAACAAGCUGCCCGGGUUCCCUAUCCUCGGCAUCGGUGGCAUCGACUCCGCGGAUUCAGCGCUACAGUUCAUGUUGUGCGGCGCGCCUGUUGUGCAGAUCUGCAGCGCUGUCCAGAACCAAGACUUCACCGUGGUGGAAGACUACAUCACAGGGCUGAAGGCGCUCCUGUACCUGCGCUCCAAGGGGCUCCCGGGCUGGACCGGCCAGUCGCCGCCUACAUUCAAACACCAGAAGGGCAAGCCUGUGCAGACCUUGUAUGACGAGAAUGGGAAGGUUCUAGCCCACUUCGGCCCCUACAACAAGAAGCGCGAAGACCAGCUGCACAAGAUCAGGCUAAACUCAAACUUAUUAGCCGACAACAAGGUCGACAGUUACUUGGUAAACGGCACUUCCAACGGCCGCUGCCCGGUGCCCAGUAUACGGGAUGUGGUGGGCGAGGCGCUACCUAGAAUCGGGACUUAUAAACAGCUGGAUAACACGAAGCAGGUCGUCGCGUUGAUAGACGAUGAUAUGUGCAUAAACUGCGGAAAAUGCUACAUGGCGUGCGCAGAUUCGGGAUAUCAGGCAAUUGAAUUCGACCCGCAGACUCACAUUCCGCACGUGACGGAGGAUUGCACUGGAUGCACGCUGUGUUUGUCCGUGUGCCCGAUCAUCGACUGCAUAUCGAUGGUGCCAAAGACAAUUCCACACGUUAUCAAGAGAGGUCUCCAUAAACAAGUGCAUCCGGUACAUCCUUUGGAUGGAGUGUGUCAAUAAAAAGAAUAUAUGUAUAGAUGCUAAGUAAAAUAUGCAA